AUGCGUGUAAUUCCGCGGAGUCGCAAAUUGCGCUGGGCAGCUGCCGGCCUCCGUCGCCUUAUCUGCCGACGCUCGGGCCAGCGAAAUGUGUCCCCCACGCCUCAACUGCGACAUCCCAUUCCUCCCUCACUACCCUUGUCACCCUCAAUCAAUGGGCCAUUCAUGAUUGUCAUAUCAGCGAGGCGAGUAACGGGCCGGGUCUGGACCUUGCCUGGCAGCUACAGCUUCACACAUCUUCGAAGAUGCCGGGCGCUAAGCAAUGAUGUCGCGCCUCAUGAUGGCCAACCAUCUGCUCGAAAACGUCCACAGUUCCACGACUAUUUCGUCACCCAUCUGCCAUCGUCAUCGCUUCAUCCGGAUCCUCGGGGACCGAUCGCUCCCUUUCAUAAGCUCCCCCGCUCUGCCUCUAUACCGCAUACUGGCGAGACUCCGCACUCUCCGACCUCAUUUCAACAACUAGUUGGCCGAGAGACGACCGUUGUCCGGAUCCCCCUGCGAAGCGCGAAACAUCACUUUGGUGCCGUCACUGCUCGCGCGACCACCUACGUCGCUGACAAUCGAACGCCUGAGGAGUCCCUCGGGGGGUUGCGUGAGUCCCGCGGGGCGGAGACCGCCACCGGCGACCCGCAAGUCUUCUACUUUGGAGUUUUCGAUGGCCACGGCGGGUCAGAGUGCAGCACGUUCUUGAAGGAAACCCUUCACGAGUACAUUCAAGAUACUGCUGUAGAAUUCGAGGUCUCUUCGAUUCUCCGAACCGCACGACGACAGACAAAUGCAGGCGAUACAUUACCAGUCCUGCAAGACGGUAACCGUCAGCGGAUCGGCGAUCUUGAAAAGAAUCUUGUGCAGAACUGGAGAAGGCUAGUCGGUGGCUACUUCAAAAGAUUCAAACCGACCACUUUCUCCUACUAUGGGAACGAAAACGACGCGGAAAUGGAUACGACAUCCAAUGGGAAGGUCUCUAUUGAGGAAAUCUUGGAAUAUGCCUUUCUGCGUGCCGACCUGGACUUUGUCAAGGCGCAAGCCGCCAAGCGGGAUGAUGACCUCGUUUUGGCCGAGAAGCCAUUGAACGAAGAUGAGAUCCUCCACAGCCCGAGUUUGACUCGCACUCCAAAGAUCGGUGGCCGCUCGCGAUUUAAAGGGGGCAGCACCGGCAGCAUUGCCAUGAUAUCGACGCCUUCCCCGACUCCAUUUUGGCACCCUGCUGCCCCUUCUAGUCUACUUGUUUCUCACGUCGGCGACACUCGAGUCUUGCUGUGCUCAACCAUUACCGGCGCAGCCGUGCCCCUCACUUCCAACCACCAUCCGUCGUCGCCCAUUGAGGCCAGUCGACUUCGCCGCUAUGCUACAACCUUUGUCACGGACUCCUUUGGCGAGGAGCGCAUGAGCGGGCUCGCAAAUACCCGGGCCUUUGGGGAUGUCCAAUCCAAGCGUAUUGGUGUUUCUGCUGAGCCGGAGCUCCGCCGCGUCGAAAUGGGUCCUGCCGAAUUUUCGUUCCUCGUGAUGAUGUCAGACGGUAUUAGCGGGACUCUUGCCGAUCAGGAGAUUGUCGAUAUCGUCAAGGAAGCGCGAACCCCCGAGCAAGGCGCGCGCGAUGUGGUGAGCUUUGCGACCGAGGUGACGAAGGAAGGAGAUAAUGCCACUUGCCUCGUUGUCCGGCUCGGUGGUUGGGAGCGACGUCAGGAAGGCGGCGUCGGCAGUCUGGGAACUAAGGAGUCUCGCGAGUGGCGGCGACAGGAUGCCACAGAUCCGCGCAGGUCACGGACGUGA
Penicillium argentinense is the source of this 1770-nucleotide messenger RNA. It is a transcript of the gene ptcA, whose product is annotated as type 2C protein phosphatase PTC6. Gene Ontology annotation, biological process: protein dephosphorylation. The record is from RefSeq and is a predicted model, not a curated record. Gene Ontology annotation, molecular function: protein serine/threonine phosphatase activity; cation binding. Lineage: Eukaryota; Fungi; Ascomycota; Eurotiomycetes; Eurotiales; Aspergillaceae. The transcript is spliced from 3 exons. Bases 1 to 1770 code for a protein of 589 amino acids.